This is a messenger RNA of Clonostachys byssicola, 2733 nucleotides long. NCBI's taxonomy places the organism in Eukaryota, Fungi, Ascomycota, Sordariomycetes, Hypocreales, Bionectriaceae. The record is from the annotation of a GenBank genome assembly.
AUGAAUGCCAGUCUUUUCCUUCCUCCUGAGAAUACAGAGCAAACCUGGCCUUUUUUGCCAAUUAUCUGUGGGAGAUGGUCUAAAGAUCAACACACCUCCAGCUUCAACGAGGUCGUGCAAUACCUCAAAAAGGCCAUCGAUUCUCACAAAAAGCUGCGUAUCAAGGCAAAAACCAUCAGCUACAGACUCAUGAUGGUAGGAGCCUCGUCCGAGAGCGCAAAGCCAUCUGUAUUGGUUGUGUGCAGUGAAAAACACUUGGACCCUCUCAACUCAUUGCUCGAGAAGAUGCCAAGACAAGAAUAUAAUUGCAUGAUACCAUCGAUACGGGACCGUGCGCACAUAUUUCGACUUCGAGAUGGAGGCUUGUCUAGGAUGUCAAACUUGAGACCCAUCCUGUGGCUUUAUCUAUGCCCCACUGGGCUCAAGAGGUUCGACGGUGUACCUGCGAGCAUUCAAUGCUCCUUGUUCACAACCAUGUGCGGAUCUUUGAUCACAUCCGAAGGCCGUCAAUCAACGAUCUCAUUGACGUUGGAUAUCGGUGGGGAUGACUACCUUCUCACUGUCGAGCACGUAUUUCAGGACGACAAUUCAGAAGAUGACAACAAUUCAGAAGAUGACAACAAUCCAGAAGAUGACAACAAUCCAGAAGAUGACAACAAUCCAAGAAAUGACAAGUCUCAAAUGAGUUCAGACCCAGAAUCUCAAGCGCCAAUUGAGGGAAAGAUUGAACAAGGGGACUGUCUCAACGAAAGCAAAGAUGAUAAACCAACGGACUCAGACCCCGACCCGGAUCAUGAUAACACACAAAUGGAUCGAAAACUACCAGCGACUUCCGUCGACUGCAACCCAUCUCAAGCGAGCUAUGAACUAACGAGGGCCAAAAUUGAGGCCUCUGCCCGGCUCUCCCAGUCUCACAAACAACAUCAAGGUGAGCGGGUCGAACCUCCAAACAGUCUACCUCAUCAGAGCCCAUAUCUUGACUGGGCAUGUCUGCGCCUGGUCGAUUAUCAAAUGUCGCCAAUGCAACGAUGCAAUUUUCUGUUGCGACCCGGGAAACGCCCAGGUCUAUUGAAAGACGUCGCCACCAAACCCCGUACUCAUGCGGUUCCAGUUUUCAUGAUAUCUGGAAUACUCGGAGUGAGAUCCGGUCGAUUGAUUGAUUCCCCCAGCUAUCUUGGCUCCUCCAAGGGGCAAGAUCUUUGCGAAACAUGGACAAUUAUUCUUGACAAACAAGAAGGUUUUUACCCCGGUGAAAGUGGUUCCAUUGUAGUCGAUCAACAGACACUUGAAAUAUAUGGUCACUUAGUUGGUUCAGACAUGUUCGGGUAUGGACAUGUCGUCCCAUUCUCGCACACCAUUGAGCAAAUAAAAACGGCCUUUGGUGUUGCCAACGUCGAGCUCCCGACUCGGACAAACAGCGGUUCGCACCAAGAAGGCAACAUGGGAAACAAGUAUGAUGAAAAGUUGGCGCUUCUCCUGCGUGCUGAAAGGCCAGAUAUAACCGAGGUCCAAGGGCUCAUCGAACGGGGCGCCGAUGUGAAUAAACCUAACUUCAUGCGCGAGACGCCGCUUUUCAAAGCUGCGAGCGGAGGGAACCGGGACAUUGUCGAGCUCCUUCUUGAGAAUGGUGCAGAUUUAUCUAUACCUGAUGUUGAUGGUGCGACACCGCUCAUGGAGGCUGUGAAACAUAAACAACUGCCAAUCGUCAAGCUCCUUUUUGAGAACGGUGCAGAUUUGUCCAUACGGGAUCAAUUUGGCAUGACGGCGCUCUGGAAAGCUGUGGGGACUGGACAUCUGCCAGUCGUCAUGCUAUUACUAUCCCUGGGCUCUGAGGUGGACUGCAAAGAUAAACGCAAUCGAACGCCACUGUGGAGGGCUAUAGAAAAAGGCGACCAUGAUAUUGUUGAGGCGCUACUUGAAGCGGGUGCUGAUAUUAAAAUAUCCGACAACAAUGGACAGACGCCAGUGCACCACGCUGCAGAAGAGGGCCAACACGGUAUUUUUGAGCUGCUGCUUGAGGCGGGUGGCGAGAUGACAGAUGCUAUGAGAGUAGCACUGUUCUUAACUGCUAUAAAAAGGGGGGAUUCAGAACGCCUCCAGCAGCAAAUUGAAGCAGGUGCUGAUAUGAAGGUCAGGGAUAAAGAUGGACUUACGCCGCUCUUGAUAGCCAUAAGCUAUGGGUAUUCAGAUAUCAUCCAGCAGCUACUUGACGCAGGCGCUGAGAUGAACGUCAGUGAUGAAGAUGGACUCACGCCGCUCUUGACAGCCAUAAGAUAUGGGCAUUCAGAUAUCAUCCAGCAGCUACAUAAAGCAGGCGCUGACGUGAACGCCAGGGGUGAGGACGGAUGCACGCCGCUCUUAUUUGCUGCACAAAACCGGGUUUCAGAACCGCCCCCUCCCCUCAGGUUCAAAAGAAGGAGUAGUCAAGAGCGUACGGUGCUCAUCAGUGCUGCAGAAGAUGCUGCAAAAGAUGAAAAGCCAAAUAUCCUCGAGCAGCUGAUUAAAGCAGGUGCUGGAGUGGACGUCGGGGAUGAAAAGGGACUCACGCCGCUCAUGGCGGCUGUGGAGAAAAAUGAUGGAAUCAGCGUUCAGACACUGCUUGCUGCCGGCGCUUUGUUGGAUAGCGAGGAUCAUAAAGGGCGGACGGCGAUCGAAGUUGCCAUGGAGAUGAAACAUUACCGUAUGAUGAGUCUGCUACGCAAAGCAGGUACUCCAGAUUUCAAAGAUAACUGA